AUGGCCCACAAUGUACCGAAUCUUUUGCUUGCUCGCCUGCGUCGUAUGCCCAUGAUAUCUCAACCCCACGAAGCGCCAGAGCCUCGACCGUCCGAUAAGUCAGAUGCAGAUGAUGGAACCUACCACCCGAACCCCAUUGACAUCGUCGUCGUGCGCAUCAUGCUUACCCGCUCUGUGAAACUACCGCCUGACUUGGUCGACAUCAUCUUCGACCACGCAGAGUACUGGGCUCAUUCUACCAACGUCAUCGACUAUCAAGCAGACCAGCAAGAACCCCUGCGUAUAUGCGGUUCGUCUCGGGCUGAGAACAGAUCCCGCCUGGCUCAGCUUCGCUCGUACCCCGUAGGGUUAACAGGCAUUGAAGGCCAGGACACCUUGUCUGAAGAGUUGGCCUACGAUACCCAAGAAGCAAGACCGCUACCCAGAGGAACGGACUGCGAUACCAAGUAUUUUGCGAAAUUGGCAAGAUACCCAACACCUCGACUGAUGAAGCCAGUGCGUAAAGUCGUCUUUAAGAUCAAGAGCCACGACCAAGGGUGGACCAGUGGCGACAACGCUCACAAGGGAACGUACAAGGCGUCAUGGACUUGGUUUGAAGCUGGACUCGAAAAAUUUGAUGCCGCACACACAUGCGACGCAACCGAUGUACGACAGGAAACGCCUGAGUCAGGUAGCUCUGCUCUCCCUGUGAGCGGACUCCGAGCGGUCUAUCCAAAUGUUGAACAGCUGCCAAAGAGUGACGACGAUGGAAGCAGGGAGCCCGAGGACGGGAAUGGCAGCCAACCCGAGGUCGAAUAUAAAUACGUACACCCUCUUUUGGCCCAACCUGAGUGGGAAAUCCAGCGAAACUUGAUGGCAACAAGCGAUUGGCAAGAACACAUGGUCACCUGGUCAUACUUGGAUGAUAUCGAAGCGGAUUCAGACGCCGGCAAGGCCCUCGAAGAUCAAGGGCGUGGCAGGGCUACCGGUGAUGGAUCAUUUGUCCGAAGCCUAGUCUUGGGCGAUGUCGUUACCGUUUGGGGAAAGGCAAGGUUCGGAGGGUGGGUGAACACGGUGGAUCAUGUCAAGAUUGAAGUGUACUGGGCUGUUUGA
Metarhizium album ARSEF 1941 is the source of this 1092-nucleotide messenger RNA. RefSeq lists its product as uncharacterized. Lineage: Eukaryota; Fungi; Ascomycota; Sordariomycetes; Hypocreales; Clavicipitaceae. Bases 1 to 1092 code for a protein of 363 amino acids. The record is from RefSeq and is a predicted model, not a curated record. The transcript has 3 exons.